This is a messenger RNA of Wasmannia auropunctata (little fire ant), 1004 nucleotides long. RefSeq names its product carbonic anhydrase 2-like. The transcript has 5 exons. The record is from RefSeq and is a predicted model, not a curated record. Gene Ontology annotation, cellular component: cytoplasm. Bases 146 to 919 code for a protein of 257 amino acids. Gene Ontology annotation, molecular function: zinc ion binding; carbonate dehydratase activity. NCBI's taxonomy places the organism in Eukaryota, Metazoa, Arthropoda, Insecta, Hymenoptera, Formicidae.
AUUUAACACGGUCGCUCGAGCCAGCAGUAUCACCAGUCUACCACCAUCGUAACAGAAAUACUCGCAUUACACCUUACUUGAUUCCUUGACAAAUCGACGAGUCGCUGCCGCAAGAUUCCAUUGUGUACGGCUAACGGAGGUGACAAUGAUGAUAUUUUCGGUCGUUUAUCUUGGCAUCCUUCUCUUACCGGAGAUUCUUUCCGAGGAACAUUGGGGUUACGAAAAAGAAAAUGGCCCGAAGCAUUGGGGCAAGAAUUUUCCUACGUGUCUGAUGGGAAAACACCAGUCACCCAUUAACAUAAAAGAGCGCAAUGCCAAGAACGUCAGGCUACCGCGACUGAGAUUGAGCGGCACUGACAUUCCGUACCAGGCAUACGUGACAAACAACGGUCACUCAGUUAUGCUAAAAACCAACGAUUCCAAUGCGGUCAUGUUAUCCGGAGGACCCUUGAGAAACAGUGUCUACGAAUUAGAACAGUUCCAUUUUCAUUGGGGUAAGAAGAUUAAGAAAGAUUACGGUGGAUCCGAACAUUUAAUCAACAACCACAGGUUUUCGAUGGAAAUGCAUGCCGUCUUUCGCAAGAAAGAUUACAAGUCGAUGGAGAAAGCUCUUAAUCAUAGUGACGGUCUGGCUGUUUUAGCAUGUGUUUUCAAGGUAUGUCAACCGAAUCCGACGUAUCAACCUAUUGUAGAAGUAUUACCUGGCAUAAAAUUGGUGGGGACGGAGCAAGCAUUGCAAGAACCUUUAUUAUUGAGAGAUUUAAUUCCUAAUGAUAUCCAGAACUUCUUUACUUAUUUGGGUUCGUUAACCACUCCAGGUUGUGCCGAGGCGGUUAGGUUUAUUAUCUUUGCUGAACCUAUACCAAUAGGAGUAGUGCAGGUUUCUCAAUAUAAUUUGCAAAUACUAAUUUCUCUCUAAUGUUGUAAUAGGUUAUUUAUAAAUUGAUAAUUUUUUGGCACAGAUUUUUAUUUACUUAAGAUUUAAGAUUUAAUCUGUACCAGAA